UAGCCUAAAUAUGCUGUAGAUUUCUGGUUUUCUUCUGCCGCCGAGAAACCACUAUUAGUUGAUGUCUUUUGGCAAAUAAAAAAAAAACAAAGCAAAGCAGAAGAGAGAGAAAUGGCGCUGUGGUUGGAAGCAGGCUCCGAACCCACAACAGAAAGUGAGAUUGCCGACCUUGAAGCUAUCAACGCCAUUAAAGAAUCUGCUGCUCUUGAACUUAAGGAGCAAGGUAACAAAUAUGUAAAGAUGGGCAAAAAGCAUUAUUCUAAUGCUAUUGAUUGUUACACAAGGGCAAUUAAUCAGAAAGUUCUAAGUGACUCUGAAAAUUCCAUGAUUUAUUCAAAUAGAGCUCAUGUAAAUCUAUUGUUAGGCAAUUAUAGACGUGCUCUUAGUGAUGCUGAGGAGGCAAUUAAACUGUGUGCAACUAAUGUGAAGGCACUAUAUCGAGCUGCCAAAGCAUCUUUAUUAUUGAAUUUGCUGACAGAGGCAAAAUCUUAUAGUGAAAAGGGACUAAAGGAAGAUCCAAAUAAUGAAGAAUUGAAAAAGUUUGUUAGUCAGAUAACUUCACUGAAAGUGGAACAGGAUAAGCGUGAAGCUGAAGUUUCUAAGGCUGUAUCAGAUGCUAAGGACCUUCUUUCUGCAAUUGAAGAUAGAGGCUUAAGGAUUGAAAAGGCUAUGUUUCGAGAACUUAUUGGAUUAAGGAAACCGGUAUUAGAUAAAAAUAAAAUCCUUCAUUGGCCAGUUCUUCUUCUAUAUCCCGAAGUUAUGUCCAGCGACUUUAUUGAAGACUUCUGUGAGAUGGACAUGUUUUCUGCUCAUCUUGACAUGAUGUUUUCAGAAAGUUCUCCAUUACUACAAUGGGAUACGGAAAACAAGUAUACUCGUGAAGCUAUUGAACUCUACUAUGAAGCUAGUUCUGGAGUUUGUCUAUCCAGGUUAAAAGUUCUAAAUUAUCUACUAGAAGGGACUGUAGGUGCUAACACAGAAAGCACUGAUGAAGAAAAGGAUUUAACUGAGGUUUCUAUUCAUAGUAACAUGGCAGGUGAAGGCUCUUCGAAAUGGGUAAAAGUAAAUGAAAAGAGAAUGCUACAUGAUGUUCUAAAAGAACCCAACUUCACUGUCUCUGGAAUUCCAGUUUUUUAUGUCGUUUCAAAAAUCUCAAGCUUUUAUAAAAAGUUCAUAACUGGUAAAUGGGCUCUUCCACUAUGAGAGGAUCUGAAAGCACUGUGCUGUUGCUGCCUUCUCAAGGUUAUUGAAUAGGUCUGUUAAAACGAUCGAGCAGAAGACUCUCAGUGGCUCCCGGAUAUGAGUUAUGAUGUUCACUGGCAAGAAAAAUGUGUAAAUCUUAAAAAUUUUAUGCACCAGAUGCAUCACUGCGUCCACCAGGAGACCUGCAUUAGUAGCAUCAAAUAUCAGUUGUUCAGGUUAUCCUGCAACUAACAUUCUCUGUUGUAUCAAUUUCAAUGCUGGUUUCGUUACCGAUGAAGAAAGAUUACCUGAAAAGAACUAAUUUAAUUUUCAUAUUGCGGUUUAUUGAAUUGGUCA
Ricinus communis (castor bean) is the source of this 1539-nucleotide messenger RNA. Its product is annotated as tetratricopeptide repeat protein 4 homolog. The record is from RefSeq and is a predicted model, not a curated record. Gene Ontology annotation, molecular function: Hsp90 protein binding. Bases 112 to 1203 code for a protein of 363 amino acids. Lineage: Eukaryota; Viridiplantae; Streptophyta; Magnoliopsida; Malpighiales; Euphorbiaceae. The transcript is spliced from 8 exons.